CUAACUUUAAACUGCAACUUCUAGUAGAAGAACCCAUUAAAGCAGCUGAGAUGAAAGAGGUUGGUUAGUUAGCUCAAGAUGGCCAAAGUAGAGGAGGAAGUCAUUGAAGCUCACGUCAAACAACUCCUUUCUCGUAUGACUUUGAAAGAGAAGGUCGGCCAGAUGACCCAAAUCGAGAGCCAGGUCGCCACCCCAGCUGCCAUUAAAGACCUCUCCAUCGGGAGCAUAUUCAGUGCUCCGGGCAGCUUGCCGGUUGAGAAUGCUUCUCCGUCGGACUGGUCGGAUAUGGUAGAUGGGUUUCAGAGGUCAGCGCUGGAGUCUAGGCUUGGCAUCCCCCUCAUAUAUGGGACUGAUGCGGUUCAUGGGAAUGGUAAUGUGUUUGGUGCCGCCAUAUUCCCUCACAAUGUUGGUCUUGGCGCCACUGGAGAUGCAGAUUUGGCUCGAAGGAUUGGUGUGGCAACUGCUCUUGAAGCCAGGGCCUGUGGCAUUCACUAUACUUUUGCUCCCUGUGUGGCUGUGUGCAAAGAUCCCAGAUGGGGAAGAUGCUACGAGAGUUACAGUGAAGACACAGAAAUUGUAAGCAAGAUGACUUCUAUUGUUUCAGGCUUGCAGGGGCAGCCACCCCAGGGAUACCCAAAGGGCUACCCUUUUGUAGCAGGAAGAAACAACAUUAUUGCAUCUGCCAAGCAUUUUGUUGGAGAAGGGGGAACAAAGAAAGGUGUCAAUGAGGGCAAUAAUAUAUCCUCUUAUGACGACUUAGAGAGGAUUCAUAUGCGCCCUUAUCUAGACUGUAUUUCUCAAGGAGUUUCCACUAUUAUGGUGUCCUAUAACAGCUGGAAUGGACAGAGACUACAUGGACACAGUUUUCUCCUCACAGAAAUCUUGAAAGAUAAGCUAGGUUUUAGGGGAUUUGUGAUUUCUGACUGGGAUGGAAUUGACCAACUUUGUGAACCUGAAGGUUCAAACUAUCGUUUAUGCAUUUCGUUAGCCAUUAAUGCAGGAAUAGACAUGGUCAUGGUUCCUUUCAGAUAUGAACAAUUCAUUGAGGAAUUAAUAUAUCUUGUGGAAUCUGGGGAGAUACCAAUGUCCAGGAUAGAUGAUGCUGUUGAGAGAAUACUAAGAGUGAAGUUUGUUGCUGGUCUUUUUGAACAUCCCUUCACUGAUACAUCUUUGCAGGACAUAGUUGGUUGCAAGAUGCACAGAGAUUUAGCACGUGAAGCAGUUCGGAGGUCAUUGGUUCUUUUUAAAAAUGGAAAGGAUCCAAUGGAACCUUUUCUUCCCUUAGAAAAAAACGCUAAAAGAAUACUCGUUGCUGGAACUCAUGCCGAUGAUCUUGGAAAUCAGUGUGGAGGGUGGACAGCUACAAAAUAUGGUAGCAGUGGAAGGAUAACAAUUGGGACAACCAUCUUGGAAGCUAUUAAGAAGGCAUUUGGAGAUGAUACAGAAAUCAUUUAUGAGAAGUAUCCCUCGACAGAGACCUUAGCACGGCAAGAUAUCACUUUCGCGAUUGUAGCUGUUGGUGAAGCUGUUAAUGUGCAAAAUGGUACCAAAUAUAUGGGAACAUAAGCAAGAGGAGUGAGAUGCCGCUCACAAGCAAUCUGGUAGUGGUAUUAUUCAACGUUUGGGGUAUAGACUUCAUGGGUCCGUCUCCAUCAUCUUAUGGGUACAAUUAUAUCCUUGUCGCUAUUGAUUACGUGCCUAAGUGGAUUGAAACGAUUGUGACCAAGACUAGUGAUAGCAAAAUUGUGAUGGGGAGAGUCACUUUUGCAAUGAGUCUUUUGAUGCAUUUGUUGAAAAAGUACAAUAUCACCCAUAAGGUAGCAACUCCUUACCACCCUCAAACAUUGGGACAAGUCGAGUUAAGCUACCGGCAAAUUAAAACAAUCUUGGAGAGGACCGUAGAAACUACAAGAAAAGGAUUGGGCAUUGCAAUCGAAUGACGCUCUUUAGGCCUAUCGCACAACAUAUAAGACUCCUAUUGGUAUGAGCCCAUAUCGACUUGUUUUUGGCAAGGCUUGCCACUUACCGGUUGAAUUGGAGUAUAGGGCCUACUGGGCAAUUAAGCGACUGAAUUUUGAGAUGAAGGCUGGAGACAUGAGGAAGAUGCAAGUGAGUGAACUAGAUCAGCUACGGAAUGAAGCCUAUGAAAAUGGGAAGAUCUAUAAGGAAAGGACCAAGCUUUAUCAUCAUAAAGCGAUUCAACUUUACACUGGUUAUGAAAGUUUUGCUUUGUAACUCAUGUUUGAAGCUUUUUCCAAGUAAACUAAGGUCCAAAUGGACGGGUCCAUUCACAAUGAAGCUAGUGUUUCCUUAUGGUAUGGUCAAAAUUGAGAACAAGAGGAUUGGGUAUAAGUUUAAAGUCAAUGGUAAUCGCUUAAAACUUUACUUUGAAGACCCCUCGAGAGUCGUGGAUUCGGUACCAAUGUUUGCAUUCUAUCUUUGCCUUGCAAUUGAAGGACAAUGUUUAGUUUAGGUUUGGGGGUGUGGAAUUGACUUUUUUGUGUGUUUUUGUUCAUUUUAGCAUUUUCCUUUUUAGUUCUCUGUUUUUCUGUCUAAAAUAACGUGAGGUUUAUGUUUGCUUAAAACUGUCUUUUCUA
This is a messenger RNA of Prunus persica (peach), 2597 nucleotides long. RefSeq names its product beta-glucosidase BoGH3B. Gene Ontology annotation, molecular function: beta-glucosidase activity. NCBI's taxonomy places the organism in Eukaryota, Viridiplantae, Streptophyta, Magnoliopsida, Rosales, Rosaceae. Gene Ontology annotation, biological process: glucan catabolic process. The coding region runs from base 79 to 1566 and encodes 495 amino acids. The record is from RefSeq and is a predicted model, not a curated record. The transcript has 10 exons.